Dimorphilus gyrociliatus is the source of this 1145-nucleotide messenger RNA. Lineage: Eukaryota; Metazoa; Annelida; Polychaeta; Dinophilidae. The record is from the annotation of a GenBank genome assembly.
AGAAGAAACACCUGUUUUACUCAUACUAGAGACAGACGAUAUUCUGACGAACAAAUAUCAUUUGUAUGCUUUCAUUUACAGAGAUAUUUAUGUUUGUAGUUGGAUUCAAAUUUGAUUAACUUGGUCAGAAAUAUUCUAGUUAGAAAUUCUGUGUGAUAUCAGUUCAAAUUUAAACGAAAUUGACAAUUUCACAAAUUGUUUCAACGACCAAAAUUAAUACCAAUUUGAUUUAUUGUUAUUGGCCUCCUAUCCUACUCUUAUAUAUUUUCACUUAUCCGGAGUUUAUUGGUAGAAAAGGAAUUAGUUCUCAGUCAUCUCGAAACCCUAAAAAGGUAAAUUUUAACGUGGUUCUAAUGACACGUGACUGUUUAUCAAUGUCGAUUGACGAUAAUAGCCCAAAAAAGGAUUCACUAUUAUUGCAUUCUUGUCAAUCCUCUUUCUCUGAUAAGACUAGAUCAUUAAAUGAAGGAAAAAUAAAACUUUUGCUUAUUUGUGGGAUAAUAUUUUUAUUCGUCGGAUUGACAUCAUUGAGUGUAGCCAUAUGGUUAAUCACAAGUUCAGAAUGUGCAAUUGAAGAGUCACACGAUAAAAGACAAAUCCAACAACUGUCUCUGACUCCUAGCAAUUCGUCUACAAAUCAAUCAGUCAAUCAAUCAGAAUGGGAGCAUGACAGGAAAUAUGACAUUGAUUUUGAACGCCUCAGGAACAGUGCUACUGUAAAGAACGUUGUGCAAUCAAGCACGCGUUUUAAAAGAAGUUAUGCUUUAAUAGCUGACUUAGCUAUAGAUGGUAAGAAGGUCUUCAACUUGAAAACAUCGCAAGAGCCCUCUUGUUCUCAAACAGAUUUUGAAACGAAUCCUUUCUUCAUCAUUGAUCUGGGCCAUAAAAGAGUUAUUAGUUCAAUAUACUUAAUAUUUCCUUUUGAUUACCCUUUGAGGACUCAAUGCAACUUUAAGGUACAAGUUGGUAUUGAUAAAUUGGAGGAAACAAUUCUUUGCCGGGAACAUCUAGGGAUACCAAUCAAACCGAAUUUAUUGAUAGAUUGUCAGAGACCCAUAUAUGGAAGAUACUUAAGAAUUGAGUUAUUAGAUAUUGGCAUUGAGAGAAGCCUGAGUAUUUGCGAAGUUGCUGUAUUGAAAACUUGA